AUGUCUAUGAUUUUUGCUCAUCCCCCCCAUCCGUCGGAGCUGCAGAGGAAGAAAAACUCUUACACUUUCGCCAUUCCCCUUUUAAGCUCUUCAUCGUCUAGUCCUGUCCGGGAUCCUCAUGACACUCCCACAUUCGAUUCUAAAAGUCUCAUAGAACCAAAGACCCCAAUUCUCUAUCUUCCUCCAUUGUUGUCAUCCCUUCCUCCCAAUUUUCCGCGUUCUGCACUACCGCACGAGCACCCUCCGCUCGUAACGGAAACCCGUCUACCAGAUAUAGACCCUGCUUCCUUGUCUCUUCACAAAGCCCUUCACCUUUUCCGGCCGCUCGACUCGCUUUACUCCGAAACACCGUAUGCACAGGCGUUUAACUGGCACGAACUGUCCCUCCCCGUAGAUGAGGAGAGAGAAUGGUAUUGCGUCGUGUUCCGGAGUAAAAGGAAGGCAGGCAGUGAUGGCGGCUCUUUGUACGAAGCGGAUAAGAAGGCCCAUGAAGAAGCUGUAGGAAACGGUGGUCUCAUACUCUACUGGUACGGUAUUCCAAAUCAGCAAACGGGCAUGAACCUAGCAACUUGUAUAUGGCAAAGCCGAAAACAUGCCAUUGCAGGUGCAGCAAAUUUUCCGAUUUUGCUACAUGAUCUAAUGCAUACUUUCGCAGCAAAUUCUCGGCCCCACCAUAUCCGUGCCAUGAUGCUUGCCAAAGACUCUUACGAAGUGUACGACCUCGAAAGAUAUGUCCUUCGAAAGGUUGCGGGAGUCACAGGAGUCACCGUACAGCCCUUCGUAGCUGGCGAAGUCGGAUGGUAA
This is a messenger RNA of Lentinula edodes (shiitake mushroom), 804 nucleotides long. RefSeq lists its product as uncharacterized. The transcript has 3 exons. Lineage: Eukaryota; Fungi; Basidiomycota; Agaricomycetes; Agaricales; Omphalotaceae. The record is from RefSeq and is a predicted model, not a curated record. Bases 1 to 804 code for a protein of 267 amino acids.